UCCAAAAUUCUUGGAACAAAAUUGGUGAUCCACUGCAACCCCAGUCUUCCUCUGCUUGCAACUUUGACUCAAAAAUGGCAUAGCCAUUGCAAUUAUAUGAAAGCUUAUACUAAUAAUGGUACACAAGAAACCCGGCCCAAGAUGCCAAACCAAACCAGAAUAUCAUCACCAAGCUCACGACUUGGCAGAAGAAUUUGCGCUACCAACACGUAAGGCGCAAGUUAGCUUCUGGCCCCAUCACACACAACUACACAACAACAUAUAAACACACUUGAGAUAACGCCGAGGCUUCUCUCUCUCUCUAAACUUACUCUGUCAUCCCUUACCUUGUACCCUCUUCCUUUCUCUCUCUAAAAAUUUCCUAAAUUAAAACAGCGUCGUACGUUACAAUUUUUUUUGUUACGUCCAGAAAAAUACAAAUUACAUUGCAAUUUGUCUUAAAAACUUUCGCAUAAAAAUAACGUUUACGUUUCUCUUCUGAAGUUCUUUCUCUGUGUUCAGUGAGAGAUCCCUCUUUCUUCCAAUCUGCUCAUUCGAUCUUCUCGAUCAGGUUUUCUGGCAUUUCUGCACUCAAUUCGGUCACUUUCUUUUACCCUCUUGUCAGGUCUCUCCCUUUACCUACUCAAAAUUCGCCCUUGCUUCUUGCUUCAGUGGUUGCUCUGUUUCUUGAAAUUCAAUUCGAAAUUAGGGUUUAUGGUGUGUCUUAUACGUCUGGCCUCGGAAGUGAAAUUUUACUUUCUGGGGUUCUAAAAGUUUAGAUUUUAACGCAACCCGUGGCUUCAAUUUAAUGCGGCGAUUGUAAUUUGGACCCGGGGCGAGAACAAUGAUUAUCAAGAAAAACUUGAAAUCCCAAAUGCCGAGUUUGAAACGGGUAAAACUCAGUGACCCGGUGGGUGAAGACGAUGAGUCUUCUUAUGCUCGUAAGAAGAGGAAGACCAACGGGUUCUACCCUUUGAACCUUCUUGGAGAUGUCGCUGCCGGGAUAAUCCCGGUGAGUUUACAUGGGUUGCUUAGCACCGGCAUGUCGGAGAAGGGUUUCUCUGCGUCGUGGUGCACCCAAGUUUCGUGCUCCCCCGGGGAAGUGGAAUCGAACUCGAAAAACGACGCCGUAAGAGCGAAGAAGGAACCGGUUCAACGACCACCACUGGUUCGAACUUCGAGGGGGCGAGUUCAGGUUUUACCUUCGCGCUUCAAUGACUCGGUUAUUGAUAAUUGGAGGAAAGAGAGCAAGAGUAGCAGCAUGCGUGAUUCUGAUUUUGAUGAUGAAUUUGAAUGCAAGAAGGACAAGCUCAGCUUCAAGGCACCCAAAAUUUGCAAUCAAAAGGCAAAGAAAGGGCGAAACGACGAGAAAACAGGUUCGAAGACUCGUAGGUACUCGGCAUUGUGUGGGGAUGAUGUUGGUGUGAGGUAUAAGAGUUUUGAUAGGAGCAAGUAUUCGAGUUUGCGUGGUGCAUUGGCCUUGAGGCGAGAGGUGUUGGUUGAGGAAGAUGAGAGAAGGUUUUUGGAGGUGGAAGGAGUUGAUUUGAUGGGGAAUGAGAUGGUUUUGAAGGAGAAUGUGGAGAAGAAAGAUGGUCUGUUUGGACCAGAAGAUUUUUAUGCUGGUGAUAUAGUAUGGGCCAAAGCAGGGAGAAAGGAACCUUUUUGGCCCGCCAUUGUUAUUGAUCCUAUGUCUCAGGCACCUGAGUUGGUCCUCAGGUCUUGUAUAGCUGAUGCAGCUUGUGUUAUGUUUCUUGGGUAUGCAGGGAAUGAAAAUCAAAGGGACUAUGCAUGGGUGAAGCAUGGGAUGAUUUUUCCAUUUAUGGAUUAUGUAGACAGGUUUCAGGGGCUGUCUGAAUUGAGUGACUAUAAUCCUUCUGAAUUACAAAUUGCUGUAGAGGAGGCAUUUUUGGCAGAGCAGGGUUUCACAGAGAAGUUGAUAGCAGAUAUAAAUACAGCGGCUGGUAACAAUGGUUAUGAUGACUCUAUUCUGAAAGCCUUUCAGGAGGUCAGUGGUUCAAACCAAUAUGCAGGAUAUCACUUUGUGAACCAAGAUUUAUUUGAUAAGAAAGAGACACGACCUUGUGAAGCCUGUGGAUUGAGCCUUCCUUACAAGAUGUCUAAGAAAACAAAGGAUUCGAGUCCUGGUGGCCAAUUCCUUUGUAGAACAUGUGCUAGGUUAACAAAAUCAAAACAUUAUUGCGGCAUAUGCAAGAAGGUUUGGAAUCAUUCGGAUAGUGGAAGCUGGGUCCGCUGUGAUGGAUGUAAAGUGUGGGUGCACGCAGAAUGCGACAAAAUUUCUAGCAACCUUUUCAAGAAUCUUGAAGGCACUGAUUAUUACUGCCCUACUUGCAAAGCCAAGUUUGAUUUUGAGUUAUCUGAUUCGGAAAAAUCACAGCCAAAAGUCAAGUGUAACAAAAACAAUGGGCAGCUUGUACUUCCAAAUAAGGUCACUGUUCUCUGCAAUAGUGUAGAAGGCAUAUAUUUUCCAAGCCUUCAUUUAGUUGUGUGCAAGUGUGGGUUUUGUGGAACAGAAAAGCAAGCACUUAGUGAAUGGGAACGACACACAGGUUCCAAAUUAAGGAAUUGGAGAACAAGUAUUAGGGUGAAAGACUCCAUGCUUCCGCUGGAACAAUGGAUGUUGCAGUUGGCAGAAUUCCAUGCUAGUGCUUUAGUUUCUGUCAAACCUAAAAAACCUUCUCUAAAAGAAAGAAAGCAGAAAUUGCUUACGUUUUUGCGAGAGAAGUAUGAACCUGUUCAUGCUAAGUGGACUACAGAACGCUGUGCUGUUUGUAGAUGGGUUGAAGACUGGGACUACAACAAAAUUAUCAUUUGCAACAGAUGUCAAAUAGCUGUUCAUCAAGAAUGCUACGGAGCAAGAAAUGUCCAAGACUUUACAUCUUGGGUUUGUAAGGCUUGUGAAACACCUGACAUCAAGCGGGAGUGUUGUCUUUGUCCUGUAAAAGGUGGUGCUCUAAAGCCAACCGAUGUUGACACAUUAUGGGUUCAUGUCACUUGUGCUUGGUUUCGCCCUGAAGUAUCUUUUGCUAGUGAUGAGAAGAUGGAGCCUGCUUUGGGUAUUCUAAGUAUUCCAUCAAAUUCUUUUGUGAAGAUUUGUGUUAUUUGUAAGCAAAUUCAUGGUUCAUGCACGCAAUGUUGCAAGUGUUCGACUUAUUUCCAUGCCAUGUGUGCAUCAAGGGCUGGUUAUCGAAUGGAGUUGCAUUGUUUAGAGAAAAAUGGAAGGCAGACAACAAAAAUGGUCUCUUAUUGUGCUUACCACAGGGCUCCAAAUCCAGACACUGUUUUGAUUAUGCAGACCCCUCUUGGGGUCAUUUCAACUAAAAGCCUUCUCCAAACUAAGAAAAAAACUGGUUCAAGGUUAAUCUCAUCUAACAGAAUAAAGCAAGAAGACCCUCCUAUUGAUAACACUGAGCAUGACCCGUUCUCUGCUGCUAGGUGCCGUAUCUUUCAAAGAACAAACCCUACCAAAAAGAGAGCAGCAGAUGAAGCCAUUUCUCUUCGAGUGCGGGGUCACUACCAUCAUCCUUUAGAUGCAAUACAGAGUUUAAAUACACCGAGAGUGGUACAGGAACCUCAGGCAUUUUCUUCUUUCAGAGAACGCCUUUACCACUUGCAGAGAACCGAAAAUGAACGCGUUUGCUUUGGUAGAUCGGGCAUACAUGGAUGGGGCCUGUUUGCACGUAGAAAUAUUCAAGAAGGAGAAAUGGUUCUUGAAUAUCGUGGUGAACAAGUGAGACGCAGCGUUGCAGAUCUGAGGGAGGCACGCUAUAGAGCAGAAGGGAAAGACUGCUAUCUGUUUAAGAUAAGUGAAGAAGUAGUGGUAGAUGCCACUGAUAAAGGAAAUAUAGCACGACUGAUUAAUCAUUCUUGUAUGCCAAAUUGCUAUGCAAGGAUCAUGAGUGUGGGUGAUGAGGAGAGCCGGAUUGUACUCAUUGCUAAGACCAACGUGUCUUCCGGCGAUGAACUAACGUAUUCUCUCUCCAUAUCUACAAUUUGUAUUAGCGCAUGCUUGCAUGCACGUGUGUUGACGUGUCUCUUGCAUGUGUUGUGUGCAUUUGCAUUUUCUUUUGAGUUGAUAUUGGUUGUUUUGGGCAGGUAUGACUACUUGUUUGAUCCUGAUGAGCCAGAUGAAUUCAAAGUUCCCUGCCUUUGUAAAGCUCCAAACUGCCGGAAAUUCAUGAAUUAGGAAAGAUUUAUACAAAUGAAAUGAACAUCAGAUAACAGACAAGUAUUGUUUCCUCUCCGUAAGGAGCACUAACCCCCGGGAAUCUCACAGUUACACCAAAGCUGUAAUUUUUAUCAAACCAAAAGAAAACAAAAAUAGUAGGGAGAAAAAAAAAAAGCCAUAGUUUUGUGUUUUUCUUUUACCCUUUUGAUUUCCUUUGGACAUUCGUCGAAGUCUAUUUUAGAAUUUAUAGAUUUUGUAGCUUUUGGCUCUUGGCGCUCUGUAAAUGUGUCAUCAGAUAAUAUAUUCUUAUUUUUCUUAAAUUCAAUGUUUAACCA
Abrus precatorius (Indian licorice) is the source of this 4500-nucleotide messenger RNA. RefSeq names its product histone-lysine N-methyltransferase ATX4. Gene Ontology annotation, molecular function: protein binding. Gene Ontology annotation, biological process: regulation of transcription by RNA polymerase II. The coding region runs from base 824 to 4183 and encodes 1119 amino acids. The record is from RefSeq and is a predicted model, not a curated record. NCBI's taxonomy places the organism in Eukaryota, Viridiplantae, Streptophyta, Magnoliopsida, Fabales, Fabaceae. The transcript has 22 exons.